This is a messenger RNA of Gloeophyllum trabeum ATCC 11539, 921 nucleotides long. RefSeq lists its product as uncharacterized. Bases 1 to 921 code for a protein of 306 amino acids. The record is from RefSeq and is a predicted model, not a curated record. The transcript has 4 exons. Lineage: Eukaryota; Fungi; Basidiomycota; Agaricomycetes; Gloeophyllales; Gloeophyllaceae.
AUGCACGCGUCUGGAACGGCUCGUGUUACGGGGAGAGUUUACGCUGAUCUGCGGUGGACUCAGCAUCCCACGACACACGUCGCGACUCUCAAACAUCUGUCGAUAUCUUCCCCUCGGGCGGGGCGACUCUGCGUCUCGCUCCACCUACCGAAGCUCCGGAUGCUCGAGUUGGACGGGCGGUCGAUAAUCCACUACGAACUUGACCUGUUUUCCGCUUAUUUCGUCCAGAAGAAGUCAGAACGGCUGCGUACGGUCAAGCUGCAAGACUUCAGCGAGGGAGACUUGUGGUGGAUGUUCGAUACGGACAUCAUCCGCGCGAACCCUCAGAUCGCUGAUCUCGCGUUGUUCGGGUCAUCGGUCGACACUGUCCUGCGGCUCCUGAGGGAGCCACGAGAGAGUGCAUGGGAGGGCUACAACACGGACACGCCCUUGCCAAAUCUAACUCAGCUGGUCAUCGGACCAGCCGUGCCACCCUUGGUGAAGGACUUGGUUGCGUACCGAGAGGCUUCUGGUCAUCCGCUUGAGUUCCUCGGGGUUCUGCGAGAUUGGGUGGAUGAAGAGACGAAGGCCUGGCUGGAGAAAAGGACGUCGGUGGGUCUAUACUCUGACGACCACCCUGAGAUUUGUCCAAACAUGCCGGGCCUGACGAUCGAGGAGGACGAUGAUGGGGGCGGAUGGGGGGAGAUCCCUCAGCAAAUGCCCCCUCGCUUGAUGGAUAAUAUUCACAGUAUCAGAGGUCCCCACCCGGAGUUCUUCUAUGGCAACGUCCGUCAGGCUUCACGAGGAAAUAAUGUACAGCUCAUGCUGCAGUGGCAAGAAGAGUUCGGCGCUGUGUUCCGGCACCAGAGUCUCAUGGGGGUUGGUACCAAUAUCCUUGCGUCUGACCAAGUGUACGUCAUCAGGAAAACCCUCCUGAGCUAA